AUGGUGGCCCGCGGGGCACGGACCUCAGCGCAGCCCGCGGGCUCCGGCGCGCAUCGGGACUGGGCCGGGCUUGGGGCCGCGCUGCCGCCCGCGCUGCGCUGUGCUCCGCGUUCGCCUAUUGAUCUGCUCCGCGGCGGCGACGGCGGCGGCGAGGAGCCAGUCGCCAAUCGCCUGGGCGCCUUACGGGCGAGGCCGCCCACCCCCGCGGAUUCCGCGCGCAGGGCGGGGCGGGGCAGGGGCGGGAGCCCGAGCUCCGGGAGUCCCUGCCCGCCCUCUCCUGCCCGCGCCGGGCGGGGGAGCGAGAGGCGCGGGGACUGGCAGCCGCGGACUCCUGAGAGCGUGGCCUGGCGUCCGCACAGGGUGGAAUUCGUAUUUGGCCAGAAAUCCGGACUCCGAGCAUCCCAGGAGACGCGGACCGGGGGCCUCCAGAGCUCUCCAGAGCGUGCUGCCGCUCCCCAUCGGCCACCAGGGACUUGGAGGCCCUUCCUGGGUCCGGAGAAGCGACGGGGAAACUUAGGGCUGUGGUGCCACGAGAAUACUCAGAUAGCACAUGGACAGGCCCACAUGGCAAUGAAUUGCAACUUGCCAGCAACCAUGUGGGUUAGCUUGAAGCAGAUUCUCCAGUCCUGAGUCUUCAGGUGGCUGUAGCUCUGGCUGACCAUGUGACUGAACCUGAGGAGAAAGGCUGAGCCAAAGACACACAGAUAAGCUGCACCUGGAUUCCUGACCUACAGAAACUGUGAAGUAAUAAAUGUUUGUUGUUCAAAGCCAAGGGCUGGCA
This is a messenger RNA of Rhinopithecus roxellana (golden snub-nosed monkey), 781 nucleotides long. RefSeq lists its product as uncharacterized. The transcript has 5 exons. The record is from RefSeq and is a predicted model, not a curated record. Lineage: Eukaryota; Metazoa; Chordata; Mammalia; Primates; Cercopithecidae. Bases 1 to 630 code for a protein of 209 amino acids.